Molecule: messenger RNA, 408 nt
Organism: Fraxinus pennsylvanica
Lineage: Eukaryota; Viridiplantae; Streptophyta; Magnoliopsida; Lamiales; Oleaceae
Source: the annotation of a GenBank genome assembly
AUGGCCAACAUAUUUUCUGAAAACCAAUACGGAUUCAAGCAAGUUUAUUGCUGUAUUCCUUUCUCCCAAUCCAAAAACUCUAAUAUUGAAUUUGGCGAUAAAAUUUGGAUGCCUGUUUCAGCCCUGAAUGAAUUGGUGGUCUGUGACGUCCCAUCUCCAUGGAUGUUUCAGAUUAAAGCAUAUUACAAUUCAGGGCGCGUUUCGCACUGCGGUGUCCUGGAAUUCACCGCUGAAGAGGGCUGUAUCGUGGUGUCGGACUGGAUGAUGGAGAACUUGAACAUACAAGAAGGAGAGCUUGUAGAGGUCGCAAGCGUAGUUCUUCCGACCGGAAAUUACAUGAAACUGCAGCCGCAUACGACAAAAUUCAUCGAACUCUCGAACCCAAAGCUGUUCUGGAAAAUACCCUGA